AUGAACAGAAUAUUCGGCUCAGGACGGGCCAAGCCCAAACCCUCUCUCACAGACGCAAUCGGCUCGACGGAAACACGCAUCUCAUCCCUAGAAGUCAAGCUCAAAAAACUCGAUGCCGAACUUGGAGUCUUCAAGGGCCAGAUGUCCAAGAUGCGCGAAGGGCCAGGGAAAGCUGCGGUGCAACAGAGAGCGCUCAGAGUGCUCAAGCAGAAGAAGAUGUAUGAGGGGCAGCUGGGGCAGCUACAGCAGCAGACGUUCAAUAUGGAGCAGGCUGCUAUGACGACUGAGAAUCUCAAGAAUACGAUGGCCACCGUCGAUGCGAUGAAGGUCGCCAACAAAGAGAUGAAGAAACAGUAUAAAGGCAUCGACAUUGACAAGAUCGAAAACAUUCACUACGAUAUGGAAGACCUCAUCGACCAAGCCAAUGAAAUCCAAGAAUCUCUAGGCAGGAGUUACGGUGUUCCCGACGAAGUAGACGAAGCCGAUCUUAUGGCCGAACUUGAUGCCAUAGGCCUCGAUGAUGAACCUAUUGGCGAUAACGAGACGCCUAGCUACUUGUCCGAUGCCCAGACUUUGCCUGAUUUCGUCGACUCUGCCCCUCUGGAAGACUUUGUGAGUUUCUGA
This is a messenger RNA of Cryptococcus wingfieldii CBS 7118, 624 nucleotides long. RefSeq names its product charged multivesicular body protein 5. Gene Ontology annotation, cellular component: multivesicular body. The transcript is spliced from 6 exons. Bases 1 to 624 code for a protein of 207 amino acids. The record is from RefSeq and is a predicted model, not a curated record. Lineage: Eukaryota; Fungi; Basidiomycota; Tremellomycetes; Tremellales; Cryptococcaceae. Gene Ontology annotation, biological process: late endosome to vacuole transport via multivesicular body sorting pathway; vesicle budding from membrane.